AUGGAGUUCAAUCUGCAGGAGGAGCUCCUGUCGCUCUCCUCCGACCCUUCCCUGUACCCGAUCAACAACGAGCUCGAUGUCCCCGACCUGUCCGCGAACGCUAUCGACGCCUUCCUGUCCUCGGCCAUCGACGCUGUUGUUCACGACCCCGACGCUAUCAUCCACUUCGGCGAGCAGACGUUCGACAUCUUCGCGUCUGUCCUUAAACAUGCCGCAUCGCCUACGGUCGACGGAGCCGUGCUCCAGAAGACCCUCGAUGCGAUCACCUCUGGCUUGACUCACCACUCCAACGCCGUCAUGGCGCUUGUCGCUCCAGGAAUGGACGACUCGGAUAUCGACGCACCCCUUCAACACCGCGCGCAGCUCGAGCGCUGGGCGUUCCUCCUUCAGUGGUUUGUGAACGCUGCCGAAAAGGGCGCGGGCCGACAGCCCGGAGACGAUGUCCCUGGCGCAAGGAAAACGAAGGCGAAGAAGCAGCCCGUCAACCGCGGCGCCAACACCGCCUUCCAGUGGGAGGACCACCUUCCACUCGUUCUGCUCACGAUGCACCGCGCCCUCCGCGUGCCGACGCAGCGCAUUUGGCGAACAUCGAGUGAGCGUGAGGCUUUCGUCUCGUGCUUCACCAAGCCCGCGUACCAAUUAUGCGAGAUCGAGACGUACCUCAAGGUCAACGAAAUCCGACUCGGCAUCUACAAGGUCAUCUGUCUGGCCGUCAAGUUCCAUGGCCACGCCUUCGGCGCCCAGACCUCCGUCAUCCAGAACCUCACCUACUUCGAACACCUGAGCGAGCCGAUGGCUGAGCUUCUCGCCAUCCUCGAGAAGGAGUUCGACUACCCCCAGCUUGCUGAGGAGGUUCUUCGCGAGGUUGCGGCCAAGACUUUCCCUCACAACGAUGCCAAGGGUCCGAGGUCAUUCUCCCGCUUCCUCGUCCGACUCGGCGAGCUUUGCCCCCGAGUAGUCCACAAGCAGAUGCCUCUCCUGCUCGCGCACCUUGACAGCGAGAUUACCGGCCUGCUCAUCAAGGAGCUCUCCAUGACCGAGGACGGCGACGAGGAGCAGAAGCAGAAGCAGGUCAAGCGCUUCUUCGAGAUUCUGUUCGAGCGCUUCCUCGACCUGAACUCGUACGUCCGCUCCAAGGUCUUGACGACCUUGAUCAAGCUCUGCGAUUUGCCCGUCAAGUUCCCCAAGCAGCGUGCCAAGAUGACCGACCUCACGAUCCGCACACUCGAAGACAAGACCUCGUCCGCUCGUCGUUACGCCAUUCAGCUACUCUGCAAGCUUCUCGAGACGCAUCCCUUUGGUGCUCUGCACGGCGGAACGCUCAAUUUGCCUGAGUGGGAGGAGCGCUACGAGAAGGUCUGCGAAGAGCUCGAGAAGGUCGACACGCACGAGAUGGAGCAGGCGCGUCGCGACGCCGGCAUGGACGAGGAUGAGGAAGGUGACGAGGAAAACGAGGACGAAGACGACGAGGAGGAAGCCGAGGAGUCCGAUGAGGACGGUGACAAGAGCAACGGCAACAUGUCCGUCGACGGCGAAGCUACUCCGAAGAAGGUCAAGAAGGAGAAGAAGCCUCGCAAGUCUCAGCUCAACGUCGCUGCCAUUGAGGCUGAGCAGUCCUCGUUAGACGCACAGACCAUCAUGCGCCUGCGCCUCACCAAGAAGUACUACUCGGAUGCGCUGAAGUUCAUCAACCAGAUUGAGACCGCCAUCCCGACGCUCUGCCAGCUUCUCGUCUCCACCAACAAGUCCGAGGUGCUCGAGAGCAUGCGCUUCUUCCGCACCGCCUACGAGUACAACGUUAACGGUGCUGAACAGGGCAUCAAGACCAUGCUCCACCUUAUCUGGACCAAGGACCACAACACGACUACGGAAGAGGGCGUUGACGGCCGCUCCGUCCGUGGCAACCUCCUCGACGUCUACCGCUCCCUCUACUUUGACGUCGUGCCGGACCUCACUCCCAAGCAGCAAGUCAACCGCAUCGCCAAGAACAUGAUCGAGCGGACUUAUGGAGCCACGCUCGCCGAGCUCACGUCUCUCGAGGAGCUUCUCCGCACCAUGAUGGUGGAGGGAGGCGUGCACCCGGAUGUCAUCAAUAAGCUCUGGCAGGUUUACAGCACCGAGCAGGAAAUCCCCAAAGCUCAGCGCCAGGGUGCCAUCAUCAUCCUCGGCAUGCUUGCUAUCGCCAAGCGUGACGUCGUCACUGAGCGUGUUGAUUCGCUGCUCAAGGUUGGUCUCGGCCACCACGGCCAGAACGACCUCGUCCUUGCCCGUUACACCUGUGUCGCUAUCCAGCGUCUUGGCGGCAGCGCCAAGAAGGUCAAGGGCUCGCUCAAGGACAAGACAAUGCGUCUCCCGAUGGAUAACGCUGUCUUCUCCAAGCUCGAGAACAUCAUCAAGAUUUCGACCCGCUCGCCGCAGUGGUUCGGUAUGGCUGAGCAGGCUCUCAACACGAUCUACCUGCUUGGUCAGCAGCCCGAUGCUCUUUGCGCGUCGAUCAUCAAGGACCUCACGGCUCGCGUUUUCUACGCCCCCAAGCCGGCUUCUCAGGUCGACGAUGCAUCGAGCACUUCGUCCAUGGACGUGGAGGAGGCUGAUGAAACCAUUACGGGCGCGGCCGAGGCGACCCAGGCAACCAUUGACCCGCAGUCGUCGCAGGAGGCAAAGCCUGAUGAGGUUGGAGCGUUCGACCUCGCCAAGCUCGUUUUCACCGUUGGACACGUUGCGUUGAAGCACAUCGUCUACCUGGAGCUCGUCGAGCGCGAAUUCAAGCGCCGCAAGGAGGAGAAGGCCAAAGAGAAGGCCGACCAGAAGAAGAAGGACAAGGACGACAAUGACCUUGACGCUGUCACUGGAAACGCCGAGGACGACAUCGGCGAUCUCAUUCAGACCAUCCGUGAGCGCGAGCUGCUCUAUGGUGAGAAGAGCCUUCUUGCUGUCUACGGCCCUCUCAUCGCGGCGAUCUGUGCAAGCCCGAAGCGCUACAAGUCGCCGACCCUCCGCCAGGCCGCCGUCCUCGCCCUUACCAAGUUCAUGUGCGUCAGCGCUCAAUUCUGUGAGAACCACCUCCUGCUGCUCUUCAAGAUCCUCGAGACGAGCCGCGACCCCGUCGUCCGCUCCAACAUUGUCAUCGCUCUCGGAGAUAUUGCCGUCUGCUGGGGAAGCCUGAUCGACGACAACAGCGAGAGGCUGUACCAGGGUUUGACGGACCCCGAUCCCAUCGUCAAGAAGAACACGCUCAUGGUUCUCACGCAUCUUAUCCUGAAUGGUAUGAUCAAGGUCAAGGGUCAGCUCGGCGAGAUGGCCAAGUGCUUGGAGGACCCCGACCAGCGUAUCUCGGACCUCGCCAAGCUCUUCUUCACUGAACUCUCGACCAAGGACAACGCGCUGUACAACAACCUGCAGGACGUCAUCUCGCACCUGUCCAUCGGCGCGCACGCCGUCGACGAGGAGACGUUCGAGCGGACAAUGCGCUUCAUCUUCACGUUUAUCGAGAAGGAAAAGCAGGCCGAGGCGCUCGUCGAGAAGCUGUGCCAGCGAUUCCGCCUCGCUGCCGAUGAGCGGCAAUGGCGCGACAUUGCCUUCUGUCUGUCGCUCCUGCCGUUCAAGUCGGAGCGCAGUAUGAAGAGGCUCAUUGAGGGCCUGCCCUUCUACCAGGACAAGCUCCACGAGGAGACGGUCUUCAAGCGCUUCUCGGAGAUCCUCGCCAAGGCACGUGCAAACAAGGGCGCGGGUAAGCCGGAGACAGAGCUCAAGGAGUUUGAGAACAUUCUGAACGAGCACCAGGCGAAGGGUCUCGAGGAGGCCGCGCUCGAGGCGGAUGUCAUGAAGAAGACGAAGGCGGCGCAGCGGCGGGCAGCGAAGCGGCAACCAAAGGCGACGGCCCCACCAGCGCGGCAAACACGGGGCGGCACGUCCCGGCGGCGAGUAGUGGAGAGCGACGAGGACGACGAGUAG
Molecule: messenger RNA, 3954 nt
Organism: Trichosporon asahii var. asahii CBS 2479
Lineage: Eukaryota; Fungi; Basidiomycota; Tremellomycetes; Trichosporonales; Trichosporonaceae
Product: mitotic chromosome condensation-related protein
Exons: 2
Coding region: 1-3954 (1317 amino acids)
Biological process (GO): mitotic cell cycle; meiotic chromosome condensation; mitotic chromosome condensation
Cellular component (GO): condensed chromosome, centromeric region; nucleus
Molecular function (GO): histone binding
Source: RefSeq, a predicted model, not a curated record